AACCGGAAACGGUCAAACUCUUUACUUUUCCGACGCGGAGAGAAGAAAGAAACAUAAACCCAAAGAUGACGACGACGACGACGAUGACACGGAAGAAGAAAAGAAUGGCAUAGAACCGUAAAUAGAUAGAAAGCUCGAGGGUAAUCUAGGAAACAUACAUCAAGAUUAAAUCGUACGGUACCGUGUUGGCUUUUGUGAUUCUUCCGCUGAUCCGUUAAAAACUGAAAAAAAGAAGAUUCGUGAUAUAAGACAAAAUCGCAAAGAAUCUCAGCCGUUCGUUUGAGGAGAUUUGGGUAUUUCUGUUUUUAACUGCGAAUUCAAUUUCUAAGCUUAAUUGGGGAAAAAAGGAAAAAACUUUGAAGCAUUCUCGUUUAUAUCAGUUUCGUUGGCUCUCAUCGAAGAAACCUAGCUUCCAGAAAUUUGCUUUGAGGAUUGGUUUCAAUCCAUAUGGAACAACUCAGUGUUACUCAACCAGAAUCUGAGAUCAAAGAGGAUAUGUCUCUGAAGAAUCAUCCUCCAGACAAGGACAAGGACAAGGACACUAACAUGGAACCACCUACUAGUCCACGUCAUCGAAAGGUUCUUGCUAGAUGGUUACCAGCUGAAGCGCAGAGACCAAUCGUUGAUGAUGCUCCGGUUUUCUCACCAUCAUUAGAGGAGUUUGAAGAUACGCUUGCUUAUAUAGAGAAGAUACGUCCAUUAGCAGAACCAUAUGGUAUUUGUCGAAUCAUCCCACCACCGACAUGGACUCCUCCUUGUCGGCUUAAGGAGAAGAGUAUAUGGGAGCACACAAAGUUCCCCACCCGGAUUCAGAACGUGGACCUUCUUCAGAACCGUGAGCCCAUGAAGAAGAAGCCCAAGAGCAAGAAACGUAAACGGAGAAGAAACUCGAAAAUGGGUUCGUCUAGGAGACGAGCCGGCUCUUCUCCUUCUGAGCCUGCUUCGUCUCCAGAGCCCGAGGAGAAGUUCGGGUUUAACUCUGGCUCUGACUUCACUCUCGAAGAGUUUGAGAGAUACGCUCUGCGUUUCAAAGACUCUUACUUUGAGAAGAAUGAUGCGAAAUGGUCACCGUCUGUGGAGGAAAUCGAAGGCGAAUACUGGCGGAUUGUGGAGCAACCGACAGACGAAGUAGAGGUAUACUAUGGAGCUGACUUGGAGAAUGGGGUACUUGGAAGCGGGUUUUACAAAAGAUCCGGUAGCGAGAUGGAUCAGUACACUGUUUCCGGCUGGAACUUGAACAACUUACCUCGUCUCCCUGGCUCUGUACUCUCUUUUGAGGAUUGUGACAUCUCUGGAGUUUUAGUCCCAUGGCUCUAUGUAGGAAUGUGUUUUUCAUCGUUUUGUUGGCACGUGGAGGACCAUCAUCUAUAUUCACUGAACUUUCAUCACUUUGGUGAGCCAAAAGUAUGGUAUGGUGUACCAGGAAGCAAUGCAACCAAGCUCGAGAAGGCGAUGAGGAAACAUCUUCCUGAUUUGUUUGAUGAACAGCCUGAUCUACUUCAUGGCCUGGUUACUCAGUUCUCUCCUUCGAUUCUGAAAGAUGAAGGAGUAGAGGUUUAUCGUGUGGUUCAGAACUCAGGGGAGUAUGUACUGACGUUCCCGAGGGCGUACCACGCCGGUUUCAACUGCGGUUUCAACUGCGCAGAAGCGGUUAACGUAGCUCCGGUUGAUUGGUUGGCUCAUGGACAGAACGCUGUGGAACUGUACAGCAAAGAGACGAGGAAGACCUCUCUCUCUCACGACAAACUUCUUCUUGGAGCAGCUUAUGAAGCCGUUAAGGCGCUCUCUGAUUCUUUGGGGAAGGAAAACACAACAAACUUGAGAUGGAAGAGUUUCUGUGGCAAGAAAGGAACACUUACUAAAGCGAUACAGGCUCGGUUACGGAUGGAAGAAGAAAGACUUGCGGAUGUUGGUAUGGAUGCUUCGAGUUUGGUGAAGAUGGAGAAGGACUUUGACUCAAACAGUGAAAGGGAGUGCUUCUCAUGUUUCUACGAUUUGCAUCUCUCUGCUUCUGGCUGCAAAUGCUCUCCAGAGGAAUACGCGUGCCUUAAACACUCGGACGAUCUUUGUUCAUGCGAAGAGGAGAACCGGUUCGUUCUUCUCCGUUACACCAUGGACGAGUUAAGCUCGUUGGUCAGAGCAUUGGAAGGGGAAUCUGAUGAUUUAAAGAUAUGGGCUUCCAAGGUGUUAGCCAUUGAACAGUGUGAUGAUGAAGAUGAGAGAAAGACUAGUCCUGUACUUAUCAGCGUGGAGAAGAAGCUAAAGAAAAGUUCGUUUGAUCUAAACAUUGACUUAGAGUUGGAUUGUCACGAAGACCUUAAAGAAGAAGCUAGCACCAGUGGAGAGUUAAUUUCUUCAGAGAACUUUGGUGCAUUGAUAGAGCCUAUAAACCUCGGUUUCUUGAUUUUUGGAAAGCUUUGGUGCAAUAAGCAUGCUAUAUUCCCAAAAGGAUUCACGAGUCGUGUCAAGUUCUACAACGUGCUUGAUCCAACAAGAAUGAGCAGUUACAUCUCUGAGGUUUUGGAUGCAGGACUCAUGGGACCAUUGUUCAGGGUUACUCUUGAAGAAUCUCCAGAGGAGAGCUUCUUCAAUGUCUCGGCUCAACAAUGCUGGGAAAUGGUACUGCAGAGAGUUAAAGAUACAUCCACAAAUGUUGGUCUUUCUACUUCACAGCGGUUUGAGAGUAUCAACGGUCUUCAAAUGUUUGGUUUUCUCUCGCCGUCUAUAGUUGAGGCCAUUGAAGCACUUGACCCGAACCAUAGACUGGUCGAGUACUGGAACCACAAGAACCAAACUUCCUCCGAGUCCAAAGAUCACUUCAUUUCAUCAAACUGCUCAGUGAGUUUAACCAAAGGAAAGCUUUUUGGAGUAGAUUUGAUGUAGAAGAAAUGUUCAAGAGCCCAACAAGACAAAGACAGUGACUACCUUUUUAGAUAGAUCAUAGAAGAAAUUUCUUCUGAUUCCUUUUUUUGGAGUAGGUUUGUUCAAAAAUCUUUUGUUCUUUUUUUUUUUUUUUUUUGUUUCUGAGCAAUUUUUCAGUGAACAAAUAACCUAACCUUAGCGUUAGAAGUGUAAACUAGGAACAAAAAAAAGUUCAAUUCUUUCGCUAUUGCGUUCCUUUUAAUAAUACAAAAUUUCUUUUAAACUCUAGAAAACUCACUUGUAUUAUAGCAUUUAUGUACAAAGUCUCACAGUAUCAUGAAAAAAAGAAACGAAAAUUGAGUGUCGAAAAUCUUGAAAGAAGAGAACUUGUAGGACUAAAAAGAGAUAAUACUUUCCCGCCAUUUUUUUCUGUGGAGUCUUGACGGUUAUACGCCGGGAAAAUUCGCCGGAAUGUGGAAUCAGAACAACGCCAGAGCCAAUGGAAGCAAGAACGAGCUUGUUGAGUAAUGAUGUACGAUGGAAGCAGAAGCAGAGGUUUGAUUGCUGUUGAAUGCAGGAAGAGGAAGAGGACGAUGACGAAGAAGAUGAUGUGACCGAGGACGGAGACUAUCGGCUAAAGCAGUAUCGCCGUUAUCGAAAUCGCCGUAACGAGAGAAAUCAAGCGACGAAGCGAUACCGUGAAUUGCAACGGAAGAAGAGAGGAAAAGAUCUGGUUCGGUGACGAGAACGCCGUCGAGGGUGAAAUCGGAAACGGAAUUGUUUGUGACGACGAUUGAGUUUCCGCGGAGAAGAGUCGGAAGGCGAGAGAGAGGUUGCAAGAGGCGGAGAUCGGCGAACGAGAGACGCUGAGGAACGAUGUGGUAAGCGACGGAGAGACGACCGGCAUUAGUAGAGUCGCCGUUGGAGGAGGAGACGUCGGCGGCGUCGAAAUCGCUGGGGAUGAAAAUGGUGCCGGAGAGUGGGAUUCCGAAUUGGUCGUCGACGGCGGAGAGGAAAUCGGCUGCCCAGUCGCGGAAAUCGCCGGCCCCGAUCAUCGCUUCGAUGAUUCUGUCUGCGUGUUGGUGAUCUUGCGGCGUCAGCGACUGAGGAGAAGCGGCGGGAGUGAGAAAUGAGACGGUGGCGAUGAGGAGGAGGAGAAGGAGAUGGCUUGAGGUGGCCAUCGGAGAAUCAAAUCGGCGGCGAAGUUGUUACAGAGAAGAGAGAGAGAGAGAGAGAGAAAAUCAAUCUUGGAGUCUUUUGAAGUUCGUUAGGAUCUAACUGAAUCACUCUCUGCUUAAAUCAUAACUUUGGAGGAAGGAUGAGUCAUACCGGUUUGGGUACAGAAAACUGGACAAACCGGGAUCUUUCAAAAACCGAGUUUUUCUAGUAUUUUUGUGUGGUUAGAUGUUAUUUGGCUUCGG
This is a messenger RNA of Thlaspi arvense, 4283 nucleotides long. NCBI's taxonomy places the organism in Eukaryota, Viridiplantae, Streptophyta, Magnoliopsida, Brassicales, Brassicaceae. The record is from the annotation of a GenBank genome assembly.